Messenger RNA from Phycodurus eques (leafy seadragon), 1325 nucleotides. RefSeq lists its product as uncharacterized. The record is from RefSeq and is a predicted model, not a curated record. The transcript is spliced from 8 exons. The coding region runs from base 8 to 856 and encodes 282 amino acids. Lineage: Eukaryota; Metazoa; Chordata; Actinopteri; Syngnathiformes; Syngnathidae.
CUUUUUGAUGUCUGAGAACCUGGAGCAUCCUUUGGUCUCUAUUUGGGAGGAAGAGCCGACACCAGAGGGCCAUGCUCAGCAAGAUGGACUGCAGAACCCCAAACCCAGCACGGUGACUCCUGCUCAGGAAAAUAAAAGCAUUGAACGCCGUCCACCUCCCCAUGUGUUCAUGGAUGACAUAGAGAUAGAAAUGGAGGUGAUUCCUCCCCCCAGAAAGUCUGAGGCUAAGCGUGUGGAGGUCGUGACCACGACAUUUCACACAGCCUCUUUAAACAAAGCAAGCCGAAUGAAAUGGAAGAGACUGACUCCAGAGCAGACUGGGUUGGUGGUCAAAGAUGUGAUCUGUUUACGGAGAGGCCACUACAGUGAAGAAAUCAUGAGAAACACUGCACCACAAGGCAAAGAGCAAGCAGCAAUUUCAGCCAUGGGAAUGACUGCCAGGAUCACCAUUGACCGUGAAUGGUCAGCCAAACAGAUGGAGAGUCGGUUGGUGCUGCUUUUCCGAGGGCGAGUUGCAAUACAGGCUGGACAAAGAUUUUCUUUUACAUAUUUACAGUGCAUACAGGGGGUUCCGUUUGUCCCAGUCACCCCUUCAGAAGGCUGGACUGGAGCACAGGUCCUCAAAAUCACGGGGCAAGGUGCUCUGUAUAUUGUCAGCCACCAUGACAACCUGCAGGCAUCAAGUGAUACAGUUGUGGUUGACGGGAGACAAUUAUGUCUGGAGGAAGUUGGAGAGAGCUGCCCAGAUGGAGAUAAUCUGCAGAAAAGAUGGAGCCAGCCACACACUCAGGAGAGCAUAGACGGCGCUCCUGCUUCUGGAUUCAUGGAUAUUACUUAUGGACCUGCAUCAUCAUAAUUCGUGGAGCAAUUAUUGUUCACCUAUUCUUGAAGAAAUAAUCAUGUCCUCAAGGGUUUGUCAUGUCCUUAUGAGGCAUGAUGAAGCUCUCUGAUUGUUUGUGUUUUCUGUAUUGGAAAUGUAAUUUAUAUGAAUGGAUGCUGUCUAGUCUCUGCUAUUUACGCAGUGAGUACUUAUGGUGCCUUUUGUCAGUGUCGCGAAAUACUAGCUCAUUCAAUACUGCUGACAGAAAAAAACAACUUUUGCAUCUAUUUCCAUGUAAUGAUGCCUACCUUACCCACAUAUGUUUGUCGACAAGCGUAGAUCAGGGUGAUUUAUUACAAUCAGAGAAAUUGUGUAUGGGGGGAUUUUUACUGGAAUUUUUAGUUGUAGUGUGACGAACCAAUGUUUAGAUUUUAAGUAUCAUUGAAGUGUUUUGAAUUGUUCUUAUCCAUUCUGAGAGAAGUGUAAAAUUAAACUUUUGAGUUGA